GAUCCAGGAAGUUACGUCAGCAGGUGUUCGGCCUCGGGAGGCAUGGCUCAGGAAUCCAGCACAAAAAUCCUGCCCGACUUGCCUGGCGAUCAGCAUAUAUUCCUCUCACCGGUAGCACACAACCACAGAAGCCUCAAACUUCACCAGCGUGAAAGGUCACCGCACUUCUCCGCCUCGGACCGAGCAGCCUCAGCGAUUUUUUAUUUAUUUAUUUAUUUUUAUUUUUUAAAAAAAGGAAGAUUUAUUUUAUAACACACGGAGAUGUCUAAGUCGAAUAUUUUGCCCGACGAUGCGGCCUUUGCCGACUUCAGAAAGCAGUGUUUAUCCACCGAGAAUUGGCUCAGCAAGUAUGACAGUAACGGCAUGCAAGUUUGGGUCGAAGUCUCUCCAACAAAUCAGACAACUAAAAUCCACAAGAUCAAGUGCAGAAUCACAGUCAAGGAUGUGUCAGCUGCCACCAUGUACGACGUCCUUCAUGAUGGCCAGUACCGUAAGAAGUGGGACCCCACCAUGCUGGAGAGCUUUGACAUUGCCCGGCUCUCUGAGAACGCUGAUGUGGGAUAUUACUCCUGGCUGUGUCCAAAGCCGAUAAAGAACAGAGAUGUUGUGACUCUGCGUUCUUGGCGGGUGACGGAUGACGAGUACAUCAUCAUAAACUUCUCAGUCAAACACCCGAAAUACCCCCCUCGCAGCGACCUGGUGAGAGCCAUUUCCAUCUUGACCGGCUACUACAUCAAGCCCACGGGACCCAACAGUUGCAUCUUCACGUACCUUUCGCAAGCCGACCCCAAAGGCUCUCUUCCAAAGUGGAUGGUGAACAAAGCAUCGCAGGUUCUCGCUCCUCGGGUGAUGAAGAGCGUACUCAAGGCGGGCCAGAACUACCCCGAGUGGAAACGGCAGAACUGUCCCGGCCAGAAGCCGUGGCUGUUCCCGGAGCAGAGCACCCUGCCCACGAUGGACCCCGCUCAGCUGUCCAUACAGAGGGCAGACUCGCUGGAGAACGUAGACGAAAGCUUCAAGCAGGACGCUCAGGACAGCGAGGACAGCAGCUAAAUUCCCAACAAAGCGACUGGGAGGAAGGGCGGCCGAGAGGGAGAGACUCGACAAGAAAAACAAAAUGAGAAAAUAGAAAAAAAGAGGACUUGAGAUCCCCCCGCAAUCCUCCAGUUCUCCAAAUCAGUGUGCCUUUUUUCAGGAUGAGCAAGAGUAUGAAGUGUUUACACCUGUCCUUCCAGAUGGAAAUGAGCACAGAUCAAGUUGCCAUUCACCUCAGUCCACGACGAACCGAGCUAAACGUCACUUCUGUGUGCGCUGACAUCGCGCCGUUCCUUCACAGCGCACAGGAUUAGAGGUGUUCGGGUCUGAAUGGGACAUUGUUACAGCACUACAUUUACAAUACAUUCUCCUCUGUUGAGGCAUUAUUAGUUGCAGCUACAUUAAAAAAAAAACACAAACACACACACACACAAACAGUUUAAAGUCAUGGGAAAUGAAGCUUAGGGGUGUGUUUUGACUGUGAACAGCAAUAAGGUUAGACAUCGCGGUGAAAGUAAGAGUUGUGUAUUUUGUUUUUGUUUUUUUUACACAUUGUUCAAACACACUAGAAACUGUUUUAACCCGUUUUUCUUUUGGAGACGGACACUUAAAAUAGUCACUUUAUUUUUUUUUUACUCUUCUGCUACUAGUAUUGCUUUUUAAUUGUGAAUGUCUGAUUCCUACGUUCAUAUUAUUUUAGUCAGUUUUCUACAUUUUUGUCUUCAGUGUGAAAUGAAGAUUUGAGCGGAUGACAGGGGAUCAACAACAUGUAAGCUGCAUUAACGUGCAACGUGUACAUAGCUGUGUUGUAUUUUAUCAGUCAAAUAUGCCUUUACUUGAAGGAUUUAAACGGCCUCGAAGGGUAUCUCGUAUUUUAUUUAUUUAUUUCAAGUUACCGCACACAGACGGCUGAUGGAAUGAAGCUGCGCACGCUGAGGUCACCAUGUCGUUCUUCUUUGUAUAUUUAAUGUUAGGUGGAUGCACAGCCUCUUGUGAAUAAACCUUUACAGAGUUA
This is a messenger RNA of Mugil cephalus (flathead mullet), 2050 nucleotides long. RefSeq names its product START domain containing 14 (gene stard14). The coding region runs from base 262 to 1053 and encodes 263 amino acids. Gene Ontology annotation, molecular function: lipid binding. The record is from RefSeq and is a predicted model, not a curated record. Lineage: Eukaryota; Metazoa; Chordata; Actinopteri; Mugiliformes; Mugilidae. The transcript has 6 exons.